AUGUACAUCUUUACAAGGGAAUGGGAUGGUGGAUCCGCUUGGUUGGAAAUGAGAUACAUAUUCCGCCCAAAAUUAAUAGCCGCCGCCCGAUCCAAAUCCGCCUCCAGCUCCUCCUCCGAAUCCACCUCCAGCUUCCCCUUCAAAUCCGCCUCCGGCUCCCACUCCAAAUCCACCUCCGGCUCCCACUCCGGCUCCUCCUCCGACCCCCCCUCCAGCUCCCCCUCCAAAUCCACCUCCGGCACCCGCUCCAGCUCCUCCUCCGAAUCCACCUCCGGCACCCCCUCCAAAUCCACCUCCGGCACCCCCUCCAAAUCCACCUCCGGCACCCCCUCCAAAUCCACCUCCGGCACCCGCACCAGCUCCUCCUCCGAAUCCACCUCCGGCACCCCCUCCAAAUCCACCUCCGGUACUCCCUCCGGCACCCCCUCCAAAUCCGCCCCCGGCACCCCCUCCAAAUCCGCCCCCGGCACCCCCUCCAAAUCCGCCACCGGCACCCCCUCCAAAUCCGCCCCCGUCACCACCUCCAGCCCCACCUUCAAAGCCGCCUCCGCCUCCAACUCCGGCUCCACCUCCCCCGCCGAUACCGCCGCCAACGCCGCCGCCAAGACCGCCGCCGGCACCUCCAUAAGUAGGAUCUCUACGACCUAA
Puccinia triticina is the source of this 648-nucleotide messenger RNA. RefSeq lists its product as uncharacterized. Bases 1 to 648 code for a protein of 215 amino acids. The record is from RefSeq and is a predicted model, not a curated record. The transcript has a single exon. Lineage: Eukaryota; Fungi; Basidiomycota; Pucciniomycetes; Pucciniales; Pucciniaceae.